GCUAUUCAACUAAACAGAUCAUAAUUAAACAUGUUGCUAUUUAAAUCAUUUUGUAUAAGUUUUUUAAUUUUAAGUUUCAUAUUCGAAAUACUUACCUUGGAAAACAAUGAGUGCAACAAAAUUGUUAUUGAGGGUGGAGAACAGGCCCUUCGAAAACUAUUUAACGAUUUUAUUGAAAUCAAAACAACUAUGCAAGAACUGAAGGCACAAUUCGAAGAUAAUCAAGAACUUAAUAACACCAAACAUAAAGAUUUGCCAAUGUUUGAUAUACGAGUUGAUACAUUACCCAAGAAAUGCCAGCGUGAUUCUCUACCCAAAGAUUGUGCUGAGGCCACAGCAUGUACUCAUCGCAGUGGAUUUUAUAAAAUCCAAAUUCCACCCUACACUGAGCCGUCAUUUUACGUUGAAUGCGAUGCCAAAACUGAAGAUGGUGAUUGGAUUGUUAUACAAAGACGUCAAGAUGGUUCAGUGGACUUCUAUCGCAAUUGGGAUGACUAUCAGAUGGGUUUUGGUGACAUUGAUGGUGAAUUCUUCAUCGGCUUGCAUAAGUUGUAUGCGCUGACCAACAACAAUGGUCCGCAAGAAUUAAUUGUAGAGAUGGAAGAUGUCAAUGAAAAGAUGGCCUAUGCCAAAUAUGAUGCCUUCGCAAUUGCCAAUGCUUCGGAAAUGUACAAAUUAAAGAAACUUGGAAGAUAUUCGGGCACAGCAGGAGAUUCGUUACAGCAUUCGGUCGGUUUUAAGUUUACCACAAAAGAUCGUGAUAACGAUGGGCAUAGCAACAAUUGUGCCGUGAUGUUUAUUGGUGCCUGGUGGUAUAAUGCCUGCCAUGUGAGCAAUCUAAAUGGUCAUUAUGGUGAUAAUGAAUUUGGCAAGGGUGUGAAUUGGAAAACAUUUAGUACUUAUACUGCUUCGCUGAAAUAUGCCAAAAUGAUGAUACGACGUCGUAGAUUUUAGUUUAUCUAAAAAUAGUUAGCUGCUAAAACUAAUUUGAUAAAUAAUAAACCUGGAUUGUAUUCGUAUCAGAUCACAUCUA
Calliphora vicina (urban bluebottle blowfly) is the source of this 1033-nucleotide messenger RNA. Its product is annotated as fibrinogen C domain-containing protein 1-like. The record is from RefSeq and is a predicted model, not a curated record. NCBI's taxonomy places the organism in Eukaryota, Metazoa, Arthropoda, Insecta, Diptera, Calliphoridae. Bases 31 to 954 code for a protein of 307 amino acids. The transcript is spliced from 6 exons.